AUGCAGUCCGACGACCCGCUGGUCCAGGCCUUGCCACCUAACACCGACUACCUCACCUACUGCACCCUCCUCGAGUACCAGUUGACCCCUCAGCGUCUACCAUUGCUGCACACCCUGCUGCAAGAUGAGAAGCUUACCACCAACAUCGGCUGGGACCUGGUCAAGCUGCUACUGCCCAUGCUGCCGGCAUCCACCGAAUGCCUGCACGAUGUCGCACGAUUGGGCAACCCGCGCGAAGUGAUUCUGCGUGUGUCCGAAUCCCUGAUGCAGCUUCACCCAGGGGACGACGAAGAUGACCUCAGUGACGCCGAGAAGCCGCUGCCCGCGCAUACGCUCCAGUUCAACUGUCUCCUCGCCAUGCUCUCUGUCUUACAUUCCCGGAUCCAAACCAAAUCGCCCAGCCGGUUCGUCGCUACAUCCAUGCAAGCGGCUCUCGAAGCAUACACGGCGAUGCCGAGCAACGAAACCACCCUGGCCCUCAUCGAAUUCCUCCGGGAAUUGACCCCAACCAAACGGCCUGCUCCGCCUCCACGGGUGGCUAGUGAGUCUAGUGUCUUGCGAGUUUUGCAGAAGUCGGCUCCGGAUCCAGAAGCCGAGGCGCCGUCCCCGUCCCCGUCCCCCGCAGCCGACAACGAGACCCUCCUCGUCCAGAAGUUUGUCCAGUUUGGACUCCUCGAGCUUCUCAAGUCCUAUCUGUUGAAUCUAUCAGGUCCAUUGGAUCCCGGGAUGGCGUGGGCCACUCGCAUGCAGGAGCAUUUACAUUCGGAUCUGCGGUUGCCCGAACAGUCGCUGACCGAUGCAUUCGCGACCACCCCACCGCUCAAGGAGCGAGACAUGAUUAUGGGGAAGAUUGUCGCGCUUUCUCGAGACGUGGGGAUAACUAAUGACCAGCUGUUGGCCAUAAUUUCCCAAACACCAACGGACCACCGGCCUCCUCUGGACUUUGACGAACCUCCCGCAUCCCCCGACGACAUCCCACUCGAGCGCCAUGGCUCUCUUUUGCUGCUGGCAGCCCGCGCUGCAGGCGCAACCCUCUUUGCAUCGGGACAUGCAAUGCCCCAACUAUCUAUUUUCCCAGAUCUGGCGAAGAUUUUUGGUUAUUUUGUCGGAGACCACGAGAAUCUCAACGAAGUAGCGUUUGGACAACCCCAUGCGCUUUUGGACUCACUGCUAGCUCUUACUGUGCAUACCACGCAGCAGCCUAUCACGGAAUCGUCCACCGAAGCAGAGUUCAAGGACUUCAUCCUUACAUUGACUGCAUGCACUGCCCGUCAAACUCAUGACAUCGUCCGUCAAAUCCCAGCUUCCAUCGUACACAGCCAUCCUUCGCAGUCUACCAGGUACAAGCUCGUCCGCACCAUCCUCGAAGACGACCGCCUGCACGCCGCCCGGGAUAGUGCUAUUAGCUGGCUUAAGCAGGAGAUUUUGAGUACCGACGCCCUUACCACCAACAUCUUCCUCGACCCAUCGUUAUUCAUGGUUAUUUUACCAUUGCUUUGCAAUCUCGUCCCCGCCACCAGCUCCGUCUCCGAUCUCGUUGCCUGCUGGAUCCGUCUCACGCAGACGCAGGGUCCGCCUUUGCACUCUGCGCUGAGUCUGUACUACCUGCUUCUCUCAUCACAGCCACUCAGGGACGGUCUUCAACUCGAGAAGUCCCACAAGUACUUCCGCGUGCACGCUCUAAAGCCCCUCCGCCAGUUAUUCAGUGCCUUCGACGCUGAUCUCGCUAGGAACGGCGGCGAAGGUCUCAUUGAAGCUGCUGUCGGCGAAGACAUGUGCGGUAUCGGCAUGACCCGCUGCGGGAUGAUUUCCUUGACUCUGGACCAGAUCGAGGAAACGGCUGGCGAUGCAUUUGGCACGGAUGAAACGGAGCUGCAGGAGUUUUCCGAGGAGGAUUUGGCUAAGGUUGAGAAGGCCAAGAAGGAGAUGGUUUUUUGA
Messenger RNA from Penicillium lagena, 1938 nucleotides. RefSeq lists its product as uncharacterized. Lineage: Eukaryota; Fungi; Ascomycota; Eurotiomycetes; Eurotiales; Aspergillaceae. Gene Ontology annotation, cellular component: cytoplasm. Gene Ontology annotation, biological process: cellular response to oxidative stress. The coding region runs from base 1 to 1938 and encodes 645 amino acids. The transcript has 2 exons. The record is from RefSeq and is a predicted model, not a curated record.